AUGAGUACUGGCGGUGUUUACGUGAAGGCUUACAGUAACAAUUGGCUGUCACAGUUCGGUUUGUACAAAUACCAAUCGCCACAUGAAGUUUCCCGUCAUGUUUCUUACCGGCAUCGAAAGAUAUCUUUGUAUGGAAUUCUUGCUAUGGCAUUCGUUAUCUUCUUCAUUCUAUUUAUCAUCGUCAAUAACUCGGAGUCCAGCAGGCGGCAGCUAAUAGCGGAAAGUUUUUCCAACGAAACCAGCAUUGAGUCCAGUAUGGCUCACUCCAUACUGACGACACCAUUCUCUGCUAAUGAAAUCAAUUCGCUGCACCAACAAUCCAUUGACGGCCGCAAUGAGUCAAAAGAAGUGGCUGAAGCUGUUGUACAGCGCAGAUUGCACCGGUUGGAUUCCGAAGCACCAACCUUAGAAAAGAACGAUAAUUUGGUACUUUUUCCAAGUGCAUAUCUCAAGCCACCAAAACUGGGUAGCGUGCGGAAAUUUUCAGACGUUUCGCCUUUAGCAGAUAAUUUCCAAGCUGCCUCACUUGACACUCCACGCCCGUUUAGAAUUCCUAAAAUUAUCGAAGCAGCGAUUCCGUCAGGAUUCACAAAACAGAAUCGGUCCUAUGCUGGAGAUGACUUCAAAGGCUUGAACCCGACUAGACAACGAAACCACCGUGGAUUGGUGAACAACAUUCAGGACGUGCUCAAACAACUUUCGUCUACAAAAAAUCAAAAUCUUAGGUACAUCCCGCAGCUUGAACAGCACCCAUCAGAAUUCAGCAAUCCAAUGUAUAGGAAUCACAAAGUGAAGUUCACCGGAAUUUAUCGUCAUCCGAGAAAGAACGGAGAUAUCACAACACUUUUCGGCGAUGCAUCGAAGCAACACGAACUCCGUGUCUCGAAACCACAGAUCAUCAACAGUCAGCUCAGUGUUCCCAGUGUGUACAUGCCUGAUCCUCUGUACAAUUUCCGUCCAGCAAAUCCAAGUGAUAUCAACUUGCUUGCCACCAAUCAGUUCAGAUUCGCACCCGAAAAGAAACCCAGCACAGAAGAGAAACCUCCCCGGGGAAUGCCGUUUUCAAUCAUGCUAGAUAUUCAACCGAUGACUGACGGAAGUUUCAGCUUUCGACGCCCGACCACCAGAAAAAGACCAACUCCGAAUUAUUCUAGCAUUAACUUUCACCCGUACUUCAACAACCACCAUUUUGCACAGAUAAAGCAUGCAGUUCCGAACCAACAGUACCCAAUGGAGGACAGCUAUUUUCGCAGUUCAACGAGCCGUCACCGCUCCUCGCAUUCGUCUUACCAUUCCACUAUGAAACCGGGAAAAUUGAUGGUUCAUUUAAAUCUCUAUCCCAGGACAGCAUCCUCGGAAGCAGAUCGUAAGUACGAACCGGAUCAGAGCGAUUAUGACAUCAAUCGGCUUAGUCUCCCCGGAGGCGAUACUCUUCCGGACCCAGAACGUAACAAGGCUGAUUCCACGAUAGAACCUCCACGAAACUACCUCGAGGUGUUCCCGUACGAAUUGUUCAAUACUAGUAGUACGACCACUACCAGUCUUCCGCCGGUUCCAGUCACACGUCGGCUUCCGAAAGUCAACGUGGAAACUUUUAGGUCGCUAGAAAUACCUGCGAAUAGUACGACGGUUGAUCCGAUUUUCCAUCAGCAUGUUGGAAGAAAACACGUUCAGCAAAGCCCAAACUUGCCCAUCGAAGCACGAUCAUUUGAAAGUCCAAUUGAAGAUCAUUCCAGAAAGUUGAACGUCCUGAGUUUCAAUGCAAAUGAUGCUGUCUGAAUCAAAUUAUUAGUAUUAUUAUUACCAUAACUAUGACAUAUUAUUUAUUUACUUAGAUAAGAGACCUUAUUUGCUUUGGCAAUGAUUCGUCCUAGCUGUUGUUUUAGAAUGCAAUCAGUAGUCUU
Malaya genurostris is the source of this 1904-nucleotide messenger RNA. RefSeq lists its product as uncharacterized. Lineage: Eukaryota; Metazoa; Arthropoda; Insecta; Diptera; Culicidae. The coding region runs from base 1 to 1779 and encodes 592 amino acids. The transcript is spliced from 2 exons. The record is from RefSeq and is a predicted model, not a curated record.